UAUAAGCUCGUUGAACAAUAAAACGGUUAACCAAAUAAGUUGAAAUGACCUUCAUUUCAGCUCAAUACGACUUUGAAAUCAAUCUUUUUCUUUUUUCUUUCCUUACCUUUUUUUUUUUCUCAGUGAAUUCCUUCGUUUGUAUCGUGUGAUUCAUGGUCUUCUUUGUGGAGGUGGCAAAGUUUUUCCAGCCAUGGUCCUCGAUAAUAUCUGAUGGGCUUAAGCUAACUUUCAUUCAACAGUUCUCUUCGCAGCAAAUCCGGAUAACUGCUAGUCUGGGGCUAUCGUCCGCUUGUCUUGGGCUAUCUCACUAGCGGCGAGAUAGCCAGGGCCGAGUCUGUGACUUUUCUGUGGCUAUAUUCUAGAUAAAUAACUUCGUCAACAGGUUGAUAGUUCCAUUCGCGACCUGUACUUUGUAGAGGAUCUUAGCAAAAAGACUCUGCCGUAAAUUUAGGUUCUUCUAGGUUGUAAUACUCUGUCACGACUCGCUUUAAACUGUACGCAAUAUGACCAAAGACCUCAAUCAGUGUAUUGCUAUUCAUGGCGCUCUUGUUCGAUAGAUAAUAAUCAGAAAGGCAGAACUCUAUCAUUCUUAAAUAAGCUGUUCCUUUCCUUUCGUAACCUUUUGCGUUCUUUGUGGAUUUUACGGUUUCGAGCCUGUUGGAGUAAGAGCAAUGUUCUGAAUUAGACUAAACAAGACAAGAUCAAAGAACAAGUUGUUAUGCUGCAUCGAUGGUCUGGUGAAACACCAUUUAUGAUCAACUAUAAGUAGAUAAAGGGAGAAAAACCUUGAAAUACAACGGGCCGUAAGGACUUGACUGAACUUGGCGAUGAUGUGGGAACAUGCAGAAGGGUGUAGAAUGACUGCAAAGCCCUUUUAGCCAGCUGAAAAGCAUCCUGAUGUGAAUGAUGUGGGAACAUGUAAGGGGGUGUUAUGCACUUGUUAAGAGCGUGGAACAAAGGAAAAUAUAACCGUUCUGCGAGAUUUCAAAACCCCCAAACAACCAAGCAUGAAGUACAUGUUUGAGAUGUAUAUUUUGAAUUGGUCCUUAGGUAUUGAAACUUGUUGGCCUUGUGUGCAGUAAUUUCCUUCUGACGUAAAGCAGUAUCAAACCUGAUACAACAGUAGAUAGUUUCAAACCCGAUGAUAAAUAUUAUAAUAUCAGCUCUAUUCAUGAUUACCCAGUUGGAACUGAAAGAUUCUUUCGAAGAAUCUUUCGAUUUCCAAAUUUAUAUUGUUGUCAAUCGAAAAGUCCCCCAUCGCAGCAGAAGCCGGAUUUUCAACUUCUUUUUUAGCUUGUCUCAAAUGUCUAGCAGUACUUUCAUAGCUGAGGCAUUUGGCAAUAUCGUGUUCAGUUUCACUCGAGGUGUAACCGAGCAUUUUAACCCAGAGGAACCUGAAAUUACGGCGCAGAAUUUUACUCCUCUACUAAACAAUGGACGCGAGUGGUUUCACCAAACUGUCGAUGAGGUCAUUUAUCAGCAAUACAGCUACAGAGAAGCCACGACUCAGGACUAUCUGCCUUCCACUGAUAUCCAAGCAAGGCUUUUCGACGCCUCUUCAAUAGAGAACCUAGAAGGAUUAGACAAUCAGACAGAAGAAGAUGAAGCAAUGGCUUGGAAGCGACUCAGGCCGUCCGUUGCUCUUUCAGUUUGUCAAUCAAUGUACAUUGGAGCUUUGAUUUCCCUUUUAACAGCUACCUUUGUAGGUUCUGCGUUCAUACUGACAUCGUACAUAUGUUAUGAGACUGUAAACAACUGCCAGUUCUACCCAAAGAAUUUAAUUCCAAUAAGAGUACAGUGGAUGAGAUCGCUCUCGGAUAUCAUUGCCUGUGCCUUCCUUUACAUUUGGUUCUUGGUCUACUUGCUAUUUCUUUUCCGCCCUUAUCAGUUAAAAGGAGUGAAAAGAAAACUUUUUUUAGUUUGUUGUGUGACGUACUGCUUGGAUUCAGUUUACCGAUUGGGUCUUCAAGUGCUGAAUGUAUCUCAUUCCAGUCUAUCUUCAGUACAGAAAAUUCCUAUAAAUAUUUUGUUCGUCACGAACGAUUGCGUCCAGGCCUAUUUAUUGACUAAACAUUUUCGCCUAACAACGAAUAAACGACGGCUCGUUUUCUUCCUUCAACUGAUAGUACCUGCUUAUUUUUGUUUAUUUCUUGCCAUUCCUGUGGCAUCGUUGGUUUAUCCGGCAUACAAUAAACAAAACGACGAAGGGAAAUUACUGAUCGCCCUAUUUUCUCCUCUCAUUGGAGUCGUACUCAAAGUCAUCUCACGAGUCUUUGUUCAGCGGUUAUACAAUAUUACCCAUCCGGGAUACUCGUAUGUCUUGCUGGCGCCGUUGUAUUGCGCCUCAGCGGUUAUGUUCCGCGUUUUACAAGCGGAACUAGAUAGUUUGAAGUCCAUCGUUAUACUUGGGAUCAUUCACGGCGCUGCAGAGGUCAUGGAAAGAAGCACCAUGGUUGCAAUUGAUCAUCUCUCUCAUACGGUCUUGAAAAGAGGACCAUCUCCUUGGGGAAGCUUUCGCACUCCUCGCCGUGAGAGUCUGAUGGCUGAUGUCGUCAUCAUGAGCAUGUUAUAUGAAUCUAUUGCUAUAGUGUCUGUAAACGGCGUUUUGUACUUGUAUCAAAUGAUUUAUUUGAAAAACGAAACCUUUGUUAACUUACUAAAGUAUUUUGCCAUUUUCACUUCUGUUCCACUGGUCAUCGAGUGUUUUUUCAUCACCCUGUCGAUUAUGAUCGCGACACGCUAUCAGAAUAUGCCUAUUAUGGCAAUAUGGAAAAGACGAUGGAAAAGACAUAUUGUUCUAGCAAUUAUUACAUCAGUAUCGAUAGCUAAUUGGGCCAGCACGAACCUUUUAGGGGUUGUUCAUCAGCGCUUUGCUGAAGAUUCGACAAAUCAGCCUUGUAAAAUGCCGUUUACUUAAGUUGACACAUGAUUACUUCCUUAGCUUCUUCAAAGUAGCGUACUUUGUAGGAUAUUUUGUAGAUACAUUUGUUGUUCUUAUUGUUGUUUUUUUUGUUUUGUUUUUGUUUUUGCCGCUAUUUUUAUAUUCUUGACUGUAUGCUACUUGAACUAGUUAUGUCAAAAGCUUCAUGUUUGAAAACAUAAAGCGAAAUGGGCAAAUCUUUGAGUUCGGUCUUCCAGUAAAGGAAAAGGUUAUCUACUUGUCAUGAUAUUUGAUUGGGUCUUCAUGUAAAACCGUGAUAAUGACUGCCACGCCGUUUAAGUCAGCCAAAAGAGGUUUCAAAAUAAUUUUUGAGAAUAAUGUCAAUCCAACUCGAGGAUUGGAGCUUCUUGUCGCUAAAUAUUGGCACGUACCGUUCCUUAAGGAGUGGUUUUUGUCCAAAUUUACCCCUCAAACAGGAUGUCUAUUUUACCCGUUUGGAUCUGAAAUAGGGUUGUUUUCCACAUUACCUGGACGCGGUGUCAUGAAUGGUGAAUAGAGAACAACGAGCAGAAAUUGUUGAUGUUAUUUAGCAACAGAAAUUGUGACUUAUUAAGCAAAACGCUGUGAAAUUUUUGCUUAUGUAUUAUUUUGCACACGUUCUCAUCCUACCAAUUAAAAGCAGCCGUUAUACAUGUUGUAUUGUCACUUAAAAUUAGCUUGCAGUGAUGGCGAGUUAACGUUAAGAUGCGCACGAUCGUUUAUUCAACCGGCCAUAUUAACUGAUUUGGAGUUAGAGUCGAGAAUAGGAGUGCUCCUUAUUUAUUCACAGUCGCCCAUCCCCUUGGUACAAAUUUCUUU
This is a messenger RNA of Stylophora pistillata, 3739 nucleotides long. RefSeq lists its product as uncharacterized. Lineage: Eukaryota; Metazoa; Cnidaria; Anthozoa; Scleractinia; Pocilloporidae. The record is from RefSeq and is a predicted model, not a curated record.